This is a messenger RNA of Drosophila subpulchrella, 2098 nucleotides long. Its product is annotated as cell wall protein DAN4. Lineage: Eukaryota; Metazoa; Arthropoda; Insecta; Diptera; Drosophilidae. The transcript has 5 exons. The coding region runs from base 168 to 1997 and encodes 609 amino acids. The record is from RefSeq and is a predicted model, not a curated record.
CUGAACCGUCUUUUACAGCGGGACAUCAAAUAUAGAGACGAAAGUAUUUUAAAAUCAAUCAAAAAAUUCUGCCAACACACUAAUUCCCAACCAGCAAGCAAAUAAUUUGGAUGAAAAACCAUUGCUAGUAGUCUUUAGUUGUCUGCAGUAAAAAGUAUUCGUACAAAAUGUUGGGGAAAGUGAAAAAUCGAAUUAUUGUCAUUUACAUGACAAUAGGAUUGUUCUAUAUACUGGUCAAUAUCAAAGCAUCUUCUACCUACAUGAGACCAAAACGACAGAUGUGGUCCAUGGAUCAUCCAGGAAUUGUUUUAUAUAGACAACAUCCAAACGCUAUGAGAAAGUUUUAUUGGUACAACAAUCGGACUCCUAUUUUGGUUGGAAAAAUGCGCUUGAAAAACUACAUGCGUAGUAUGCAGAUGUUACCAAGAUAUGUACACACACAUGUUCCAUAUCACGAAGCUUAUGCCAAUUCAAAAAGAAGCGUCUUCAGGGACUUGAAUAACGUUCAUGGUUUUAAAACCACUGCCACACCUUCUACUACUACAACAGUGGACUACGUUGCGGCCCCUAUUAACACAAUUGAGUAUACUUCGGGUCCCGUAAACCCUCCAGUGGAUUUUAAUAUAGCUCCCGUUAACGCUUUCGUACCGCUUGCUGCGGGAACAGUUUCAAAGGCAGAACGUUUGAUGGGCGUUACGAAUCAGUGGAGUCAUUCUGACUACUCCAAUGAAAGCUGGACAAAUUGCGCAGAGAACUGCUUCAAAAACUCGUUCCAAGACUAUCCAAAAGACCAAUAUAGCUCCCACAGUAUGCCCAGUGAACAACCAGUGACUACGACAACUACUUUGCCUUACUUUAACUAUGUUGCUCAUACCUACUUUACCCUUGACGAUGUAAUUCUACCUCAUUCUGCAUCAAAAUUGGCUAAAUCUCCAGUAGAGGACCAACAAUUUCACCCAAGUCACGCAGAAUUUACAACAGAAAGACCUCAAGAGCUCUUUACAGAACGAUUACAGCGAACAACACUGCCAAUUUCAACUACCACUACGACAACUACUGACAUUAUACCAGCGAAAACAACUUUUUUUGAUUUCGAAUAUAGCACCAGACCGAGUUGGUUUAGUUCGACAACCUCGACCACAACAACAACAACCGAAUCUACAUCUACGGUUCCUCAAAAUCAUCAAAUUUGGACAACACCACAACCAACUCAAAAUAGCUUUCCUACAGCGAAUGUUACAACACAAUCCUUCAAACAUAGACUAAAGUCCAUGAAAGCCACCAAAAACUUUUCGUCAAAUAUUGAAACUAAAUUGAAAUUGUUGAAGCUUCAUCUGAAAAAUUUAGUUACAACCAAAGAAACACCAAAGAGUAUACAAAAUCUAACCACAUCAGCUGUUUUCGAAAGUAAUACUACAUUACCGGAUACGAUUUCUAGUACACACACACCCACAACAAGAAGAACAAAUGUGAACAGAAAAUUGAGAAAACUAAGAGUUUUGGCAUCGACUAAAAAAGUUCCGGUUCAAAUAUCUAGGAAUUCCACAAGUCCCAAUAAAGCCAAAGUGGAUUACAAGAAGUCAAAACGAAUUUAUCAAAGGCGCAAACACUUUAAUUCCACCGUAGCGCCAGAACCAACAAAAAACGCAACAAUCGAUAAGGAAAUCGAAUCGAUAAAUAAGUUUAAACGCCGAACAACAGCAGCCACGCAAAAAACGACAAUUAUCGAUGAAAAUGUAAUCGUUCGAAAUUCGACGAAAGCUAUUCGACACACUGUUGCAAAAUCUCGCUCCGACGGAAUACCUGAAGAAAAAUCGCAACUAGUGACAGAAUCGGCAAUUAUGACUAUUUCCAGCGGGACACUAAGAAUGAGGCAGCCAGUAAUUAAAUUAAAAUCGAAGCAGCACAGCACCAGAAAAAUAAAACAUUUAGAGAACGACAACUUCAUACCAUCCCUGCCUAUCGAGGUGUAUUUUAAAAAAGUAAAUCAGCAGUAAACACCGAUAGUCUGAAAGUCAUGCAUAUAACUUGUGAAAAUUAACAGGGGAAUAUUAAAUAUUAUUUAUACAUACAGAGACAUUAUUAAGCACCAAUAAAA